This is a messenger RNA of Adineta steineri, 339 nucleotides long. The record is from the annotation of a GenBank genome assembly. NCBI's taxonomy places the organism in Eukaryota, Metazoa, Rotifera, Eurotatoria, Adinetida, Adinetidae.
AUGGCUGCAUCUGAUGAGUUUCUAUGUGUAACUUGUCAAACAAGUUAUGGGUUUAAUUCUAUUGAACAACGUGGACUUAUUAUUCUGAUUAUUCUUGUACUUAUUGUACUUGUAGUAUGUUAUGCAAGUGUAUUAUGGUUCGGGAUUCGUACACGAUUUCAACCAACGAUAGAAUCGAAUGUUAUGACUAAUAAUCUUGUACAUAACAACCGAGCAUAUUUUUAUGAUUAUGAUGAUGAUGAAUUUAUACAACCUGUAAACAAUACAAAUAGGUCACCACCAUCACCACCGACAACAACAACAACAACAGAACAUCUUCUUAUUGAUAUAGAUAAUUAA